Molecule: messenger RNA, 183 nt
Organism: Coprinopsis cinerea okayama7#130
Lineage: Eukaryota; Fungi; Basidiomycota; Agaricomycetes; Agaricales; Psathyrellaceae
Exons: 1
Coding region: 1-183 (60 amino acids)
Source: RefSeq, a predicted model, not a curated record
AUGGCCAAGGAGAAAGUCGUUAAGAAUACGAGAAACGCGAACAAGGGACAUGCCAAAGGCAAAAGCGUUGACAGUGUCAACGAUUUGCUUGGGAUAGUCGACGACACCAAUGAGAUGUACAUUUCACUCUCUCCAAGAACUGUGACCUCUAAUUUGCAGCUCGAUGCUAAUGAUCCUUCCUGA